AGCUUAUUGACUCAAUGCUUGUAGAUGUGCCUCCGAUUUCCCUCCCAAGGAGCCCGCAAUGGAUCCGUACAAAGUUCUCGGAAUUCCACAGAGCCAGGUGAAGCACCCUAGCGACCUGGACAAGGUUCGCCAAAGAGCCAAGAAGCUGUACAAAAGAUAUGCUGGCGAGCAGAACAAGUUCCAGAUGAAGAAGGUCAUGGAGGCCUUUGACAUGGUGAAGGGCAACAUGAAGAAGAUCGGUGAAGGAGCUUACAAGCUCCUAGGCAGAGGUCGAAAAGAGCGAGAGCUGGAUAGACACUUCAACCACCAGACCAAGGAGAUCAAGAAGGAUAGACGAGUAAAGAAAACGCUGAAGCAGGCGCGCAGGGGCGAGAAGCGGUUCCACCUGCCGGGGGACAAGGAACGGAUCCCCACCUUCAGGCGUAAGAGGAAGCGGCGGCGGCACAUGAAGAUCAAGAAGCCCAACGUGGAUGUCCUGCAAGGCCUGCAGCGCUUGGCUGCCGUGCUGCCACAAAGGACGAAGUUCCCGAAGGUGGUGAAGCUGCUUUACAGAUGGGUCAAGGAGUACAUGAACAUCGACAACCGCGAGUACAUCUUUAGAACACUGAACGACCUCACGAGACUCCCAUUUUUGGCCGAGGACAAAGAAGGCCGGCAAGAUGUGAUUUGCGUUUUUGAGUACGUUCUGUCGUACAACACUCAGUGGUUCGAUCAGGACGACAAGCAUCGCAUGCUGGGCCGCGCCUGGCAGAUGGCGACGGUGCUUUGGUGCCAGUGUUUCACAGAUGACGCGUUCACGUUGUCAAGUACAAUAUCCAAGCUGACGCAGGCGUUUGCGCUGAUUGAGAAGCACAAGCCUGAUGUCGAUGCAUACCUGGAGGAGAAGCAAAGGAGAGCAGCCAAGCACGAGGCAAAGCUUGAGGCCAAGCUCGAAGCGAAAGAGGAGAAGCUGGAGGCAAAACUGGAGGCCAAGGAAGAAGCCGUCAAGGAAAACGGCAAGAAGAUGAAGCUAGCGGAGCCAGUGGAACCUGCAGCGCCAAAUGGCCACGUGGAUGCCAAGCAGGAGGCUCUCAGCGAUGGAGAGGACUUCUUUGGCGGAGGCUGUGAGGACGACGACGACGACGACGACGACGACGAGAUGUCGGAGGAGGAGGAAGGCAGCGAUGAUGAGAUCCUUUCCGAGGAGGGCAAGAAGAAGUCCAAGGCCAAGUGCAUUGACCUGGACAGCGAUGCCGAAGUUGGAGGCGAGAUUAGCUCUGAGGAGGAGGAGUCGGUGGAAUCGGUGGAUGUAGAGAGCAGCAGUGAGGCCGAGGAACUGGAGAGCUUCGUGUUCCCGGUGCCCAAUGCGGAGGAGAGCAUCAUGACCCUCAGAAAGGACUUUGUGCAGCGCUGCCUUUUCGCUCUCUUCCAGAACAGAGGUCCGCUUUGGGCUCGCACAAAGGUGGACACCUUCUUUCAGGAGGUGUUCUACCGUCGGGCCUGCUUGGACAAGGACCAGCAAACUCAGGUUGAGGCGUGGCAGGCCCGCAUCAAGGUGCUGCAGAAGGAGAGCGAGCACAAGGUCGGCGAGGCCAACAACAUCCUGGAGUCUGGAAGGCCUGUGGUGGAUAGUCGCGAGAUGAGGACCAACUUCGACGCGGAUUCCAACUCCUGGGCGUCCAAGCAGACCUUCGACUCCCGGGAGAAGUCUGGGGCUCGACACGUCAUCAGAUGAAGCUCUGCAGCUGAGGAUCUGGGCCGGAAUUCCUUCAGCCAAGACUCUCACGCUCAGGGCACAGAACGAAAAAGACCCAGUGCCCCCUA
Molecule: messenger RNA, 1803 nt
Organism: Effrenium voratum
Lineage: Eukaryota; Dinophyceae; Suessiales; Symbiodiniaceae
Source: the annotation of a GenBank genome assembly